This is a messenger RNA of Aethalodelphis obliquidens (Pacific white-sided dolphin), 798 nucleotides long. RefSeq names its product cAMP-dependent protein kinase inhibitor alpha (gene PKIA). NCBI's taxonomy places the organism in Eukaryota, Metazoa, Chordata, Mammalia, Artiodactyla, Delphinidae. Gene Ontology annotation, biological process: negative regulation of protein kinase activity. Gene Ontology annotation, molecular function: cAMP-dependent protein kinase inhibitor activity. The record is from RefSeq and is a predicted model, not a curated record. The transcript is spliced from 2 exons. The coding region runs from base 48 to 278 and encodes 76 amino acids.
AAUUUUUCUCUGUUUUGUAGCUCCUGCUAUGUGGAUAUUUGUUAGCAAUGACUGAUGUGGAAACUACAUAUGCAGAUUUUAUUGCUUCAGGAAGAACGGGUAGAAGAAAUGCAAUACAUGAUAUCCUGGUUUCCUCUGCAAGUGGUAACAGCAAUGAAUUAGCCUUGAAAUUAGCAGGUCUUGAUAUCAACAAGACAGAAGGUGAAGAAGAUGCACAGCGAAAUUCAACAGAACAAAGUGGGGAAGCCCAGGGAGAAGCAGCAAAAUCUGAAAGUUAACACCCCACUUUGAUCUUCAUCAACACCUGACAAUGUCUCAAAUCUCCAGGCCUGGCUGGAAUGCAUUUAUUUCCAAGAGUGAAAAGGGGAAAAAGAAAAUGGCUGUGCUGCAUUGCAGGAACCUGCUUGUUAUGUUAAAAAUGGGGGCAGAGGCUGUGGCUGCAGACAGACUUUUCUCUACCUCUGGCAUCAGCAAUGGUUGAAAUCAUGUGGCUUGUGUUUGGAUGUCAUUUUUGUACGGAUCCUUUCACUUGACCAUAUGAUUAAAUGCUUGUAGAGAGUAGCACCGACCUAGGUGAUGAUUCUUCCUGUAGCAUCUGGCCCCUCACAAUGUCAGAGGAUUUAAUUGUGUCUAAUCGCAAAGGGUUGGUUGAACCCCAGAGUUUAAAUAUCUCUGGCCCAAGUAUUCACCCAGUAAAAGAACCAUCCAGAAAGCACUGUUUUUAGCAUUAUGUAUCUGUGUGUUCCUGCUGUGUUAUUUACACUGUUUUGUAUUAUACAAUAUAGAUGCUCAGCACUG